AUGGCUAUUUUAUUAGAAGGUGAGCAUUUAAGAACUAGUGUUGGGAUCCGUUUGGUUAAACAUCCGGAUAUUCGGAUGACAAAUUUUGGACACGGAUGCUAUUAUCCAGAUAUCCAGAUGGCCAUUUUAAGCAUGGAUAACUAUCCGGAUCCCAACAUUAUUUAG
This is a messenger RNA of Cetraspora pellucida, 165 nucleotides long. The record is from the annotation of a GenBank genome assembly. Lineage: Eukaryota; Fungi; Glomeromycota; Glomeromycetes; Diversisporales; Gigasporaceae.